UGCUCCUAUGAGAAUAUUUGUCGCUUCUUCGAAAUCACAUGAAUAUUUUGUGUUUUUGUUGCAAAUCUUAUCACUCAAGAUUAGAAAAUGGUUCGAAGCUUCUAUCUAAGAACGGAAAAUUAGACGCAUACUCCAGGUGCUAUCAUGAUUUUUAAUUAUAUCUAAACUUACUCUGUGAUCAGUGGUAGAUCUGAACUAGACCCUAAAGAUUUUAUAAUCACUGACAAGAGCGGUGGUAUAUACGGAAGAGUUUCAGGGGCAAUAAACGGUCAGCAAUUUUUAAUCCAGAACUGUAGGAAUUCUUACAUUUACCUCUUAGAUCACUCAAUGACAAUCACUAUUGAUGACUGUUCAGAUUGUACUAUCGUGACAGGGCCUGUAAAAACUUGUUUUUUCAUAAGAGACUGUCGACGUUGUAUAGUAGCGACUGCAUGUCAACAAUUCCGGUCGAGGGAUUGUCAUGAUACACUUGUUUUCGUGGCUUGUUCAACAGAACCUAUAAUUGAAUCCUGCACAAAUUUUACUUUCGGUCCCUAUCAGUGUAGCUAUCCAGGUUUAGAAGAUCAUUUUGCUGCGUCUGGCCUCAGCAUAUUUAAUUGCAAUUGGUAUGAUAUCUAUGAUUUCACCCCCGAUGAAAAUACUGAUGCUGUUCAUAUUUCACUAAUAAAAACGACUGAUUCAAUAGAUAACCAUAUUUUAACACCACAGAAGGCAUUAGAACAUGAACUUGAAAAUAGUAAACUUGAAAAUGAUGAUGAUUCGAUGUCUCUUUUGCAACCGUUAAUGUCAAUUCCAUUAUCUUUUUCAACUGAUAACUCUGUUGUUCCUUUUACAAUUGGCAAUAAAUUAUCAAAUAUUACAUUAUCUCAAUCUACUAAUCAAAUAAUAGAAAAACAAUUUAAUAAAUCUGCCCUAAUUACAAUAUUUCCACAUGAAUCAGCUAUUCAAUCAGCUAAAAUAAUAUGUAAUUAUUUACGAAAAACUAAUUGUUGUACUAUUGUUCAAACUAGUUGUUCUCAAUAUUCUGAACAUGAAAUUGAACAAAUUUUCAAAUGUAACUCUAAGGUGUUUAAAUCAGGUAAUGUAGUCACAAUCGAAAUUACGGGAACUUCAAACACACUGGAUACACUUAGUGAAGAAAUCAUGUCUAAAACAAAUCUUACCGCAUCUAGUAAAUUAUAUAUUCAGAUCACUACAGAUUCAAUAGAGACAACAAGAAGAAUAAAUUUACUCAACGGACUUCACAGAAUGCAUAUGAACACAUGAUUCUUUAAAUAAUGUAUUUCUCAUAUUAUUGGAUCGACUGAAGCACCAGUUUGCAUUGAUUUAUUUAAAGUACCUUAUUAUAUUGUUCUAAAGGAGAAUCGCUUAUUUGUGUACUUAUUCAUUUUCAGUUAAAAAGUAAAAUUGUAUUUUAUGUAUCGAUAAAUGAAUAAAGCAAACAUAUCGAUUACACUCAACUUAUUUUUCACCUGAAGCAUGAUUAGCUGUAUAGUUUUUGUUUGUUUUUUAAUUGUGAUAAAGAUGGACAUUAGCAACAAUGUUAAAUAAAGACAAGAAUUUCAGUGUCAGUCCCCACUUAUCCACUGGGAGUAAUUAAAACGUAACACAAUAAGAAAAGAAAUGUACUGUGAAAUUUCUUGGUUUAGUUUGCGAUUUUGAUUAUUGUACAUCGUUAACGUUUUUAUAUCAAAUAAGUAUCACUGUUGCACAAUGGAUGUUUUACCAUUUCGUUUGUUAUAAAAGAAUCAAAUAAUUGGUAUUUUAACCAUAUUAGACA
This is a messenger RNA of Schistosoma spindalis, 1780 nucleotides long. NCBI's taxonomy places the organism in Eukaryota, Metazoa, Platyhelminthes, Trematoda, Strigeidida, Schistosomatidae. The record is from the annotation of a GenBank genome assembly.